Messenger RNA from Paraglomus brasilianum, 5973 nucleotides. Lineage: Eukaryota; Fungi; Glomeromycota; Glomeromycetes; Paraglomerales; Paraglomeraceae. The record is from the annotation of a GenBank genome assembly.
AUGGAACAGAAUAUCGAAAAAUUUAAAGAAAUAUUACAACAGAGGGGGAGCGAACCUGAAGUUGAUAUUCAGCAUGAGCAAGAAGAAUAUGGUAUCGAUCUGCAAUAUAAUAGUAUACCGACAUUAUGCUAUUAUGAGUACUUAACUGAAGGUGAAUCAGAUGCUCUGGAUGGCGGUGAAACAAGGGGUUCUUCACAUUUUAAUGAAAUCUAUGAUAAAGAUUGGCUUUUACUUCAAUGUGAAAUACAUGUUUCGGAAUAUGGGGAUAGAGAACUAUCAUUGACGCCCGAGGGAAUAUGUACUAACAUAUUCACAAUAUUGAGAUCGGAUAGAGAAGACGCUGACAUCGAAGCAUCACUAGUCGACCUUCUUGGAUUUGACAAUCUUGAAUUUGUACAAAAAUUAAUAGUGAACAGACAAACAAUAAUAACCAAUAUUUAUGCUCAAAUUGAUACUAUACAGCCAAACAAUCGGACUACAUCGCUAAACUCGGAAGAAAAAAAAUCCCAGCAUGCUCCACGAAUAGCACAGUCGGUAAUAGUACAUUCAGAAGCCGAGAAAAGGGAAAGCAAGUCAAUAAGAAAAGAACAGAGGAGGGCAAAAGCAAAAAACGGUGAAGAUGUGGAAUCAGCUUUAAUACUCGGUUUCAAUGGCGAAGAGCCCCAUAGGCAGCGUGAAGAAACUUCCCGGGGCGCUAAAGACGUAUAUAUGCCAGAAGAAGUUCAAUAUCCUCAUGUGUAUGGCGCAUCUCAACAAAGAAACAUCUUAUCGGUACUUGGUCAAAAGUUUGCAUUACCGAAUGGCACAAAGCGAGAUGAGCGUGAGUAUUACGAAGAAAUAACAGUGCCGAUGACGAAAACAGCAGCAACGAGGCCAGAUGAAAAUGUGAUCUACAUUAAAGAUCUUGACGAUUUAUGCAGAGGAUGUUUUCCUGAGUCCUAUAAAAGCUUAAACCGUGUUCAAUCACAAGUAUUCGAGACAGCUUACCAUACAAAUGAAAACAUGUUAAUUUGUGCACCGACCGGAGCCGGUAAAACUGAUAUCGCUUUACUUACCAUUCUUCGCACCAUCUCUAAUUAUUCCCAACCGAUACCCUCAAUCAUAUCCGAACAACCGAAGUUUUAUAUUGCUAAAAAUGAAUUCAAAAUUAUUUAUAUCGCGCCGAUGAAAGCGUUAGCUGCUGAAGUGGUUAGAAAGUUUCAGAGCCGACUAGAUUGGUUAGGGAUCCAAGUUAAAGAGCUGACUGGUGAUAUGCAAUUGACGAGGCACGAAAUAACAUCUACACAAAUCCUAGUCACUACACCUGAAAAAUGGGAUGUCGUUACUAGGAAGAGUACAGGAGACGUUGAACUGGUGCAGAAAGUGAAGUUGCUAAUCAUUGAUGAAGUUCAUCUUUUACACGACGAUCGAGGCUCUGUGCUCGAGUCCGUUGUGGCACGUACACUUCGACAGGUUGAAUCUACUCAGAAACUGAUUCGUAUCAUUGGACUAUCCGCUACAUUGCCAAACUAUGUAGAUGUGGCCCAUUUCCUAAGAGUUAAUCCACACGUUGGAAUGUUUUAUUUUGGAGGUGGAUACAGACCAGUGCCCUUAGAGCAACACUUUAUUGGUGUAAAGGAAAAAUCUGGAACCGCUGCGUCUUCUAGGAAUUUAAAUAGAGCCUGCUGGGACAAGGUGUCUGAGUUGAUACGUGAAGGACGUCAAGUUAUGGUGUUUGUACAUUCCCGGAAAGAUACUGUUAAAACUGCAAAUUCUAUUCGAGAAUUUGCUAUAUCCGAGGGCGUAUCCGAUAUGUUGGAGCCUGUUCAGAAUAAUUAUUUCAGCUUCGCGGAUCGUGAAGUCUCCAAGUCGAAAAAUAAGGAAUUGAAAGAAUUGUUUGGUUCUGGCAUCGGUAUCCAUCACGCUGGGAUGUUGAGAUCAGACCGUGGACUUGUGGAAAAACUGUUUGAAAAGGAAGUACUAAAGAUCUUGUGCUGCACAUCCACUCUCGCUUGGGGAGUUAAUUUGCCAGCAUAUGCAGUUAUAAUCAAAGGAACUCAAAUUUAUGAUUCCACAAAAGGUACUUUCGUAGACUUGUCAGUUCUUGACGUGAUGCAGAUAUUUGGCAGAGCUGGUCGGCCGCAGUUCAAACAUCCUGGAUAUGGUUAUCUUCUUACCACACACGACAAAUUAUCAAUUUAUGUUUCGGCGAUGACUCAACAGCACCCGAUUGAAUCAAAAUUCGCGCAAAAUGUUAUCGAUAACCUCAAUGCCGAAAUAUCUCUCGGCACGGUAACAACUGUCGAUGAAGCUGUUCAAUGGUUAGGUUACACUUAUCUGUUCGUACGCAUGCGCAAGAAUCCUUACGUCUAUGGAAUGAAGCUCGACGAACCUGUUCGUGAUCCACUACUUGGGAAACGUCGUCGCGAUCUUGUUAUCGAUGCAGCAAAGAUAUUGCAAAAAAAUCAAAUGAUUACAUUCAUAGAGAAUACCGGAAGUCUUUCUGCAAAAGAUCUCGGUCGUGUUGCAUCGAAUUUCUAUGUCAGAUAUAGAAGCAUAGAAACGUUUAACGCACGCAUGAAACCAAGGAUGACUGAGUCUGAAGUGCUGGCAAUGAUCAGUCAUAGUAGCGAAUUUGAUCAGAUAAAGUCAAGAGAAGAAGAAUCAAUGGAAUUGGGAAACUUGCAAAAGAUGUUCUGUCCAUAUGAUAUUAGAGAAACAACAGAUGCAACGCCUGGAAAAGUGAACAUUCUACUCCAAUCCUACAUAUCUCAAACCAAAUUAGAUGACUUUUCUCUUAUAUCCGAUUUAGCCUACGUAUCCCAAAAUGCGGCAAGAUUAGUGAGAGCUCUCUUUGAAAUAUCCCUUAACCGUUGUUGGAGUGAAACCACGAUCAUAUUACUGAAUAUCGCCAAAUGCAUCGAGAAACGAAUGUGGGAAGACAACCAUCCCUUACGACAGUUUCAUCUACCUGAAGAGAUAAUCAAGAAACUGGAAGCACACGGUCAUCAACACACAAUCGAAGAAUUACGGGAUAUGGCCCCCAAUGAAUUAGGUCAACUAGUGCGUCACGUAAGAAUGGGACGAACAAUUUCAAGGGCUCUAGAUCAGUUUCCGUCUGUUGAUGUCGAAGCUGACAUUGUGCCCAUUACUAAUACUGUGCUCAGAGUAACUGUCACAGUCACUCCGACUUUUGAGUGGAACGACAGAAUUCAUGGAAUGAUUGAGCCAUGGUGGAUAUGGGUUACCGACCCGGAUAGUACUGAAAUUCAUCAUUCUGAAUACUUUCUGAUCGGUAAGCGAACUAUUGGAGAAUCUCGGAGAAUCGGCUUUACUAUUCCCAUCCGUGAUCCGUUGCCAUCGCAAAUAUAUAUACACGCCGUGUCCGAUAGAUGGCUGGGGGCAGAAACAAUGAUACCUGUUUCCUUUCAACAUUUGAUUUUACCGGAAAGGUACCCGGAAUUCACUGAGCUGCUAGAUCUGCAACCAUUACCAAUUACAGCGCUGCAAGAUGAAGUAUUGGAGAAAAUAUGUGCCGAGAGAUUUCUACACUUUAAUCCCAUUCAAACUCAGAUAUUUCAUACAGUGUAUUAUAAUGAUGUUAAUGUCUUGAUUGGAGCACCAACUGGAUCAGGAAAGACGGUCGCGGCCGAGCUGGCUAUGUGGUGGGCGUUCCGUGAGAAACCUGGCUCUAAAGUGGUCUACAUUGCUCCUCUUAAAGCCCUUGUCCGAGAGCGAGUGGACGAUUGGCGCAAAAGGCUAACAAUCCCGAUGAACAAACGCCUCGUCGAACUGACUGGCGAUGAAACGCCUGAUACGCGCACUAUGAAAAAUGCAGAUAUUAUUAUCACUACUCCCGAGAAAUGGGAUGGUAUAAGUCGUAGCUGGAAGAAUAGAAGUUACGUACAGGCUGUUUCAUGUGUUAUAAUUGACGAAAUUCAUCUCUUGGGUGGAGAUCGUGGCCCCGUAUUAGAAGUCAUAGUAUCCAGAAUGAACUAUAUUGGAAUGCAACAAGACAGAAAAGUCCGUAUUGUCGGAUUGUCCACUGCCUUAGCCAAUGCUUACGAUCUAUCAGAAUGGCUAGGUAUCAAUGAAAUCGGGUUGUUCAAUUUUCGACAUUCUGUGCGUCCCGUUCCAUUGGAAAUUUAUAUUGAAGGGUUUGCUGGAAAGCAUUAUUGUCCUCGAAUGGCAUCUAUGAAUAAACCUACGUUCAUGGCAAUUAAAACACACUCGCCCACCCAAUCAGUUAUUGUAUUCGUAUCUUCAAGACGGCAAACGCGCUUAACUGCUCAAGAUCUUAUUACUUACUGUGGAAUGGAGGAUAACCCAAUAAGAUUUCGGUAUAUUGAUGAUGAUGAGUUGGCCAUGGUUGCGGCAAAAGUUAAAGAUAAUAGUUUGAGAAUGUCGCUUCAGUUUGGAAUUGGAUUGCAUCACGCUGGAUUGGUCGAGACCGAUAGGAAGAUAGUCGAGGAACUGUUUGUGACUCAGAAGAUUCAGAUACUCGUGGCUACGAGUACGCUGGCGUGGGGAGUUAAUUUUCCGGCCCAUUUGGUCGUAAUUAAAGGUACCGAAUAUUAUGAUGCGAAGACAAGGGGAUAUGUUGAUUUCCCUAUUACAGAUAUAUUGCAGAUGAUGGGGAGAGCAGGUCGUCCACAAUAUGAUACUACCGGAAUAGCUUGCAUAUUUGUUCAAGACGGAAAGAAAAACUUCUACAAAAACUUCCUUCAUGAGCCAUUCCCCGUAGAAUCCAGUCUUCAUCUUACUCUACACGAUCACUUCAAUGCAGAAAUAGCUAGUGGAACAAUAUCAUCUAAACAGGAUGCAAUGGACUAUCUCACCUGGACGUACUUUUAUCGACGCCUAUUCAGAAACCCCAGCUAUUAUGGCCUCGAAGAAGUAGACCACGCGGCAAUAAACAUGUUCUUGUCCAAGCUAAUAGAAAACACGAUAAAUGACCUUGCUAACGCUGGAUGUGUCGAAGUUAUUGAUGACCUGGAGCUUGCGACUACGUCUUAUGGCCUAUUUGCUAGUUACUAUUAUUUGAGUCAUAAGACUGUCGGAAGAUUUAAAGAAAGAUUGAAGAGGGAUUUGGGUAUUAAAGAGUUGCUGGUACUUUUGUGUGAUGCGGAAGAGUAUUCGGAAUUGCCAGUUAGACAUAAUGAAGACGUGCUGAAUAGAGAAAUGCAAAAGGACGUCCGAUGGACUGUCGGCGCAGAUACACCUUAUGACAGUCCAUCGGCUAAGGCGUUUCUAUUAUUACAAGGACAUAUGGAUAGAAUGAAGUUGCCCAUUGCUGAUUAUAUUACAGAUACAGUGUCAGUGCUCGAUCAAGCGGUGAGAAUAUCACAGGCUAUGAUUGACAUGGCAGCAGAGAAUGGGUUAUUAGCAACGACACUUAACAUAAUGAAUAUGGUUCAAUGUUUAAAACAAGCGCGAUGGCCAGAUGACUCUUCGCUACUUACCAUUCCUACUGUUGAUCGCGAGUCACUGGAUGAUAUCCGUGAUAAGAAUCGACAUUUUGCUUGUCUAGCAGAAUUAACAAACCUACGGGAUAACGAAAUUCAAGAGAUAUUUGGGAAAGUCCAUAAUGCCGAUCCCGACAAAAUUCUCAAAUAUCUUCGAAACCUUCCAUUACUCACUAUAUCCAUCAGCGUCCCACAAUCGUUCACUACUUCCACACUGGCAUCUCUUCGCAUAACUCUUGAUCAUCCAUCACAUAAACAUUCAUCUUCACCGCCGCGUGUUCACGCGCCCAAUUUCCCUAAACCACAAUAUGAAUCAUGGUGGAUAGUAUUAGGCGACGCAAAGACUGAUGAGUUGAUCGCAAUGAGGAGAGCAGUGUUGAGAGGAAAAGAGGCAAGAGUAAAGAUAGAUUUUUUUACACCAGACAGAGAGGGAGAAUAUAAGUACAGUGUGUUUUUGAUAUGUGACGGGUAUUUGGGGAUUGAUCAGCAGGAGGAAAUUACAGUUGUUGUUACUAAUGCUAAAGCGUGA